Salvia miltiorrhiza (redroot sage) is the source of this 3175-nucleotide messenger RNA. Its product is annotated as probable serine/threonine-protein kinase WNK9. Gene Ontology annotation, cellular component: cytoplasm. Gene Ontology annotation, biological process: intracellular signal transduction; protein phosphorylation. Lineage: Eukaryota; Viridiplantae; Streptophyta; Magnoliopsida; Lamiales; Lamiaceae. The coding region runs from base 717 to 2969 and encodes 750 amino acids. The record is from RefSeq and is a predicted model, not a curated record. The transcript is spliced from 5 exons. Gene Ontology annotation, molecular function: ATP binding; protein serine/threonine kinase activity.
AAUCUUCCUCCUUCAAGAACAGUAAGGAGAGACAGUAUAGCCAGAAACAGAUCCAGAUUUAUCCAAUCCAAUGAGGCAAAUCUAAUUCCAAGAAUUUUGCCUAAAAUUUCAAAGAAAUGCAAAGUAUCUUUAUCUUUUUCGUUUGUUAUUUUUUGCCCCAAACCCACUUUCUAUAAAAAUCUUUUGCAGUACCACAAAUUGUACUAAUCUCUGACACCCACUUGUGCCACUGACAAAUGAGACCUACAUAUAAUACAUACGUAUAUUUAAAUAUAAAAAGGAUAAAUCAUUUGACACUAUUCUUGGUUGGUCCCUCAUUUCUAGCUAGCUGUUCAUAUUUUUUACAGCUCGUGAUGAGAUAGAAAGUUUAUGCAUUUUGGAAAGAAAGGAAGCUUGGAAAGGGAGAGGUGUUUUUGUCUGGAUUUGGGAUUUGUGGAGUAUGAGUUGUUUGGGGAAAUAAUAAAACCCUCUUUUCUUUUAUUUUCUAUAAUGUUUUGAUGUAUUCUCCUAGGCCUCUUCUUCCACAUAAUUCAUGCUUGUAGUAUUUAUUUCCUUUUUUUUCUUGAAAGUUUUGUUUUUUCAGUUGAAUUUGUAGAUUUUAGGUAUUAAUUCUUGAAAAUAGUGACCUCUUCCUUUCUUUCUCUCUCUUCCCCCCUCUCUCUCCUCAUCCUUUGAAAGUAGUGUGAGAAAGAAAAAUCAGAUUGUAGGUGCAAGAAAUGAAUGGUGUUGUUGGUCUUGAUGCAGAGGAUUCUGAAUUUGUAGAAGUUGAUCCAACUGGAAGAUAUGGGAGGUAUAAUGAGAUUCUUGGAAAAGGGUCUUCUAAGACAGUUUAUAGAGCUUUUGAUGAGUAUGAAGGGAUUGAAGUGGCCUGGAAUCAGGUGAAACUUUAUGACUUUCUGCAAAGUCCAGAAGAUCUUGAGAGACUGUAUUGUGAAAUUCAUCUGCUCAAAACUUUAAAACACAGCAAUAUUAUGAAAUUCUACACUUCUUGGGUUGAUACUGCAAAUAGGAACAUCAAUUUUGUGACAGAAAUGUUCACCUCUGGCACUCUCAGACAGUAUAGGCUGAAACAUAAGAGGACAAAUAUUAGAGCAAUCAAGUUUUGGUGUAGGCAGAUUUUGCAAGGGCUUCUCUAUCUCCACAGCCAUGAUCCUCCUGUUAUUCAUAGAGACCUCAAGUGUGACAACAUUUUCAUCAAUGGGAACCAAGGUGAGGUCAAGAUUGGUGAUCUUGGCCUCGCUGCGAUUCUCCGGAAAUCCCAUGCUGCGCGUUGUGUUGGUGAGUUCCACGCGAUUGAAAUCUCUCACCCUUGCUUUGGAUUUUGUUUGAAUGCUUCAUUGGUUUUGUCAGGAACUCCGGAGUUCAUGGCUCCGGAGGUGUAUGAAGAGGAAUACAACGAAUUAGUCGAUAUUUAUUCGUUUGGAAUGUGCAUUUUGGAAAUGGUGACAUUUGAAUAUCCCUAUAGUGAAUGCACUCAUCCUGCUCAAAUUUAUAAGAAAGUGAUCUCGGGAAAGAAACCGGAUUCCCUGUACAAAGUUCAGGAUCCUGAGGUUCGUAGAUUUGUUGAGAAAUGCUUAGCGACAGUAUCUGAUAGGCUGUCUGCUUGGGAGCUUCUCAACGAUCCGUUCCUUCAAAUUGAUGAUUGUGGUUACGAUCUGAGGGCGUUGCAGUACCAACGAGAUUAUGACGAACUAGGCCCUCUUUUAAGACAGCCUCUCUUGAGUGCUCAUCAUAGCACAACGAGUUCUUUAGUUAAUGGCUACUCGAAUUAUAUUUGUUAUGAGCAAGAGCACGACUUGGAUUCUCAUUCGGUUGACUACGAAGCAACUGAGAUCAACUUAUUCACGAGUCAAGACGAUGAUCAUUUAGAAAAUGUUGACAUUACCAUCAAAGGGAGAAAGGGUGAAGACGGCAACAUAUUUCUCCGACUCAGAAUUGCUGAUAAAGAAGGUUGGUUUAGUUUAAACUUUAAAUUUCUCGAAUUUGAUUCCACUGUUGAUGCUGAGAAUGGUUCGGGCUUGGUUGUUUCAGGUCGUGUGCGAAACAUAUACUUCCCUUUUGACAUUGAAACCGACACAGCUCUGAGCGUUGCGACUGAAAUGGUUGCUGAGUUGGACAUAACGGACCAAGAUGUGAUUAAGAUAGCAGAAAUGAUCGAUGGUGAGAUUGCUUCCUUGGUUCCUGAUUGGAAACCGGGAUUUGGCAUAGACGAGAGCCCUAAUAUCAAGAACGGUAGCUGCUGCCAAAACUGUGCUCUGAAUGAUGGUUCCGUUGCAGGCUACUUGCCUUCUACCUCGUGCAAGGUCUUGGCCGGGUGUGGCUCUGUCCAUGGCCGCUUUGAAGAGAUCACGUACCAAGUUGAAGGGUCGGAGCAGUGUGUGACCGAUAGUGCUCCUGUAGGGUCAAGCCAGUCCGAUGGUGCUCACUACACGGACAUAUGGGCGCAGCAAGAGGACCACGAAGUGAGUUCUCCAUCAUCCAACGACAAUCAAUUUGAUCAGUCCUCCAAGGAGAAGAAGGAGAGAAUCAUAAGAAACGGCGAUGAGAGUGCCUCCAACGGGAAAGCAUCACCUACAACGAGCAAUUCACCUCUACACGACGACUAUGAGAAUGAGAUAAGGCAGGAGCUGAGAUGGCUCAAGGCCAAGUACAAAAAGCAGAUGAGGGAGCUCACAGAUAAACAGCUCGGGGCAGUGAGAGAUAGAUCGCGGUCAUAUUCAAGCAUUACAAAAGGAGAAACCGAUGGAUUUGAUCUUGAUUGUUCAUCCAACGGGAAGCAUUUCACACUAUUCCCCCUUACAGAUUCUGAUAGAAGCAGUAGUGAUCCCAAGGUUUACAGCUACGAGUCCGCGUAUAAUUCUUGCAGUCCCGUGCACUUAGUCACGGCCAAGAGCUUCUACUCCGGUGGCUUGCUCCCGCAUUCACUCCACAGGGCUACUUCUCUGCCAGUCGAUGCCACGGAGCUCUAGAGCUCGUCUUGCGCGGCUAACCUGAACGCGCAUGUGGCCGCCUCGAGUAGGUUGGGUAUACAAGGGUUCUUGAGAGGUACAUGUAGUUUGGUGGUGGCUUGUAGAUACUCAACUUGAGGUGAAAGUGACUUGGAUUUGAUAUGAGUGAGUGGAUGUACAUUACUAACUGAUUCAUAUAACAGAUAUACCAAAAAAUGGUCCUCAAA